GCUGAGGCCUCAGUACACGCGCGACCGUUUCACCGUGUGGACGUCAGAUCCUCUGAGCUCCUCUCCAAAAUCCCCGCCAAGUCCCAGCCGAAAAAACCUCCGGAGAAUUCCGCGAGUGACGUCUGUCCGGAGAACCCCAAAAACCACCUCCAGAGCAUCCAAACCCCACCGUUAACACCCGAAACACCUGGAUCGAUAGACAGGUACCACGUGCUUCAAGGUCACCGCGUAGAAAAUCUCCAGACGCGCCGUGACGCAGUCACUGAAUUGUCCCCGGUAAAAAAAAAUCACCUGGUGAAAAUGCCCGCCGAUGCAGAGCUCAGCACAAUCCUGAGUCGUCGUCAGAAGAUCAAUGAUCAGCUCGAGGAGGGCAAGGAAGUCAAGAAACAGUACAAAUUCGUCAAUGUUUACACGGAAUUUCAUGAACUGUCUCGUCGAGAGAUCAAGCAGUAUGAGCAAACCUUCAACAGGUUUGACGACGGAAAGGACGGGUUUCUGGAUCUCGCGGAGUUGAAGAGAAUGAUGGAAGUCCUCGGAGCACCACAAACUCAUUUGGGGCUCAAGGCCAUGAUCCAGGAAGUCGACGAAGACGGGGACGGGCGCAUCUCGUUUCGCGAGUUCUUGCUCAUCUACAGGAAAGCUCAUGCUGGAGAAUUGGAACAGGAUUCUGGUCUCGGACAAUUAGCCAGAUUGACAGAAGUGAAUGUCGAAGAAGUUGGAGUUACUGGAGCUAAAAACUUCUUCGAGGCUAAGAUUGAACAGUUGCGAAAGUCUAGCAAAUUUGAAGAUGAAAUUCGAAUGGAGCAGGAGGAACGACGGCGUGAAGAAGAGGAAAAGGCAGCAAGGCGUGCGCAAUUUCGUGAAAGAGCUGCUAUUUUCGGGAAGAAUUAAGUCUGAGUUUUACAAAUGUAGAGUUACGUAUUCUCUUUUUAUAGAUUCUAGGAUAAUUUCAACAAGUUCGCAAUAUUAAAUUUUAGAGAGUUCAAUUUUAAAUUCUCGGUGUUAUUUGGGCUGAAAUUAUAUUUUAGAAUGGAAAUGUUACAAAAAAGAAUUUCGAAAAUUAUCGAUUGUUGGCGUGCAAUUUGACUGAAGUUUUAACGUGUUCUAAAAAAAUUGAGAGUAUAAAUACGCGAGUGAAAAAAAAAGCAAUUUAAAUUCUACAUAAGUGUUUAAUGUUUAACAAGUGUUUUGUAUUUUAAACCGUCAUAACACAAAUUAUCGUCAUUUAUCUGUCCACAUAAACCAGUAAUUUCUCAUUUCGUAAUUCGUAAUUUCUUCGUUUAGAUUCAUGUGUACAUAAAUUUAUUUCUCCAUUUUUUGUUCGUUAAUGUAAUGCCUUAGAUUUUUAAGCUUUUGAGAACCUUAAUUGUGAUAAAAUGAAAAGUUAACGAAUUAAA
This is a messenger RNA of Fopius arisanus, 1397 nucleotides long. It is a transcript of the gene Swip-1, whose product is annotated as EF-hand domain-containing protein D2 homolog Swip-1. The coding region runs from base 301 to 891 and encodes 196 amino acids. NCBI's taxonomy places the organism in Eukaryota, Metazoa, Arthropoda, Insecta, Hymenoptera, Braconidae. The record is from RefSeq and is a predicted model, not a curated record. The transcript has 4 exons. Gene Ontology annotation, molecular function: calcium ion binding.